This is a messenger RNA of Alternaria arborescens, 894 nucleotides long. Its product is annotated as Mitochondrial outer membrane protein porin. Gene Ontology annotation, biological process: monoatomic anion transmembrane transport. Lineage: Eukaryota; Fungi; Ascomycota; Dothideomycetes; Pleosporales; Pleosporaceae. The transcript is spliced from 6 exons. Bases 1 to 894 code for a protein of 297 amino acids. Gene Ontology annotation, molecular function: voltage-gated monoatomic anion channel activity. Gene Ontology annotation, cellular component: mitochondrial outer membrane. The record is from RefSeq and is a predicted model, not a curated record.
AUGACUGAAUACGUCAAGGUCGAGAAGAUCAUCCCCAAGUUCCCGCCGCCGGCGUUCAGCGACAUCGCCAAGGCCUCGAACGACCUUAUCAACAAGGACUUCUACCACACUGCCGCAGCUGCCCUUGAGGUCAAGCUUAAGGCCCCCAACGGUGUCAACUUCACCGCCAAGGGAACCUCUGCCCACGAUGGGCCAGUCACCUCUUCUCUUGAGGGCAAGAAGUCGCUUUCCAACGGCAUCAGCAUCACCCAGUCAUGGAACACUGCCAACAUGCUGGCGACCAAGGUCGAGCUCAACGACACCUUCGCCAGCGGCUUGAAGACCGAGGUUCUCUCCAACUUCAGCCCCGCUGCCGGCAACAAGGGCCAGAAGGUCAACCUUCACUUCAAGCAGCCCGCUUUCCACGGCCGUGCUUUCGUCGACUACUCGGCCGCCGGCGCAAUUGGCACCACUGCCGAUGCUGUCGUUAGCCACGAGGGCAUGGUCGUCGGUGGUGAGGUCGGUUACGAUGUGCAGAAGGCUGCCAUCACCAAGUACUCCGCCGCUGUCGGAUACACCACCCCUCUCUACAACGCUGCCGUCACUGCCACCAACUCCCUGAGCGUCUUCACCGCCUCUUACUACCAGCGCGUCAACCCCGCUGUUGAGGCCGGUGCUCGCGCUGUCUGGGACUCAAAGUCUGGCAACAACGUUGGCCUUGAGCUCGCUGCCAAGUACAAGCUUGACCCUGCGUCUUUCGCUAAGGCCAAGAUCAACAACCUUGGAAUUGCUUCCCUCGCCUACAACACCAAGGUCAACAGCGGUUUGACCUUCGGUAUUGGUGGCUCUUUCGAUACCCAGAAGCUGAACGAGGCCGGCCACAAGCUCGGCACCAGCUUCACCUUCGAGGGUUAA